Messenger RNA from Prorocentrum cordatum, 318 nucleotides. The record is from the annotation of a GenBank genome assembly. Lineage: Eukaryota; Dinophyceae; Prorocentrales; Prorocentraceae.
AUGGCGCCGCUAGCGCUCACGAAGAUCAUGGUUCUCCCGCUGCUGGUGUUCACUCUGAUGGCGAUUACGCUGGUGAUAAGCUCGUUGGCGGCACUCACGACGAUAAAGACCUCCACGCUGCCUGCACUCCCGCUGGUGGUGGCGACGUUGGUGAUAGACGCGCUGGUGACGCUCUCGAUGCCCACGUCCCUCACGCUGCUGGCGUACCUGCUGGUGGCGCCGUUCUCAAUGGUAGUUUCGCUGGUGGCGCUCCUGACGGUAAUAAUCCUCCCGCUGCUGCGCUGCUGGCCUUCUGGCAGGUGGCGUCGUCGUUGGUGA